This is a messenger RNA of Pundamilia nyererei, 4820 nucleotides long. RefSeq names its product hexokinase-1. Gene Ontology annotation, molecular function: ATP binding; D-glucose binding; fructokinase activity. The transcript is spliced from 21 exons. NCBI's taxonomy places the organism in Eukaryota, Metazoa, Chordata, Actinopteri, Cichliformes, Cichlidae. Gene Ontology annotation, biological process: intracellular glucose homeostasis; carbohydrate phosphorylation; glycolytic process. The record is from RefSeq and is a predicted model, not a curated record. Bases 309 to 3065 code for a protein of 918 amino acids. Gene Ontology annotation, cellular component: mitochondrion; cytosol.
CCAAACUUGCUGUAUCAUUCAUGCUUCCUGGCUUCACUCACAUGCACAGAGAAGGAAGAGUUAGAGUCUUAGCCACACAUGAAGGAGCUCCGGCUAUUUUAAACCACACUGGACUAGACUCGGGAUAUCUUUAUACCUCUUACAGAUUAUAUUUACGAAACAGGGGCAGAGAAAAGUCUGAGUUAACUUUCUUGUCUUUGGAGUUUUUUUAAAUCCAUCUGCAGGUUAAGGCGUGUGAGAGACUGAGGAAGCGUUUGAGUGAGUCUGUAUGAGUGUGUGAGAGAGACAGAGCGAGAACAAGCAGCAGAAUGAUUGCGGCUCAGCUACUAGCCUAUUACUUCACUGAGCUCAAGGAUGACCAGGUUAAAAAGAUCGAUAAGUACCUGUACUCCAUGCGUUUCUCUGAUGAGACGUUACUGGACAUCACGCAGCGAUUUCGCAAGGAGCUGGUCACAGGACUGGGUCGGGAUACUAACGCCACUGCUACACUGAAGAUGCUGCCAACAUUUGUACGCUCAAUCCCCGAUGGAUCAGAGAAAGGAGACUUCAUUGCACUCGAUUUGGGAGGCAGCAACUUCAGAAUCCUCCGCGUCAAAGUGAGCCAUGAGAAGAAACAGACUGUGCAGAUGGAGAGUGAAAUCUACGACACGCCCGAGGAUAUUAUUCACGGCACUGGAGCGAGACUGUUUGACCAUGUGGCAGAGUGUCUUGGUAACUUCAUGGAAAAACACAACAUCAAAGACAAGAAACUUCCAGUUGGUUUCACCUUCUCCUUCCCCUGCCAGCAGACCAAACUGGAUGAGGGCUUUCUGAUAACAUGGACUAAGCGUUUCAAGGCCAGUGGAGUGGAGGGGAUGGAUGUUGUCCAGCUGCUUAACAAAGCCAUCAAGAAACGAGGGGACUAUGAGGCUGACAUUAUGGCAGUCGUAAAUGACACUGUGGGAACAAUGAUGACCUGCGGCUUUGAUGACCAGCGCUGUGAAGUCGGCAUUAUUAUCGGUACAGGUACUAAUGCAUGCUACAUGGAGGAGCGGCGUCACAUUGACCUGGUGGAGGGAGACGAGGGCAGGAUGUGCGUGAACACUGAGUGGGGAGCCUUCGGGGACGACGGCAGGCUGGAAGACAUCAGGACUGAGUUUGACAGGGAGAUAGACAGAGGCUCUCUCAACCCGGGCAGCCAGCUAUUUGAGAAGAUGGUCAGUGGAAUGUACAUGGGGGAGCUGGUUCGCCUCAUCCUGGUGAAGAUGGCCAGAGAAGGCUUGCUGUUUGAAGGAAGGAUCACCCCCGAGCUGCUCACUAAAGGAAAGAUCGAGACCAAGCACGUCUCAGCCAUAGAGAAGAGCAAGGAAGGGUUGAUCAAGGCGAGAGAGAUUUUGAACAAACUGGGUUUGGAGCCAUCAGCGGACGACUGCAUUGCUGUGCAGCAUGUUUGUGCCAUUGUGUCUUUCCGCUCCGCCAGCCUUGUAGCUGCGACUCUGGCCGGCAUCCUGAUGAGGCUGAAGGAGAACAAAGGAGCGUCACGUCUCCGAACCACUGUAGGCAUCGAUGGGUCUCUCUACAAGAUGCACCCACAAUAUGCCCGUCGUCUUCACAAGACAGUCAGACGUUUGGUCCCGGACUGCGAUGUUCGAUUCCUCCUCUCGGAGAGCGGCAGUGGAAAGGGUGCUGCCAUGGUGACCGCUGUGGCCUACAGACUCGCUGAACAAUCGCGACAAAUCGCCCAAAUACUGUCCGAGUUUUCCCUGACGACUGAACAGCUGCUGGAGGUGAAGCAGAGAAUGAAGAUAGAGAUCCAAAAUGGCCUUUCUGAAAGCACACAGGACAUUGCCACAGUCAAAAUGCUGCCAACCUUUGUGCAAAGCACUCCUGACGGCACAGAACAUGGUGAUUUCCUGGCUUUAGAUUUAGGAGGAACCAACUUCAGAGUUCUGUUGGUUAAAAUUCGCUCUGGGAAGAGGAGAUCAGUGGAGAUGCACAACAAGAUCUACGCUAUUCCUCUCGAAGUGAUGCAGGGCACAGGGGAGGAGUUGUUCGAUCACAUCGUGCACUGUAUCAGUGACUUCCUGGACUACAUGGGGAUGAAGAAUGCCCGUCUUCCUCUGGGCUUCACCUUCUCCUUCCCCUGCCGACAGACCAGCCUGGACGCUGGCAUCUUGGUGACAUGGACCAAAGGCUUCAAGGCGACAGACUGCGAAGGGGAAGAUGUGGUGGGACUGUUGAGGGACGCCAUUAAGAGGAGAGAGGAAUUUGAUCUGGACGUGGUUGCUGUAGUGAAUGAUACAGUGGGAACCAUGAUGACCUGUGCCUAUGAAGAACCCACCUGUGAAGUUGGUCUUAUCGCCGGUACUGGCAGUAAUGCGUGUUACAUGGAAGAGAUGAAGAACGUUGAGAUGAUUGAGGGCGAUGAGGGACAGAUGUGUGUCAACAUGGAGUGGGGAGCUUUUGGAGACAACGGAUGCCUGGACGACAUCAGGACAGAGUACGACCGUUCUGUGGACGACUUCUCCCUAAACCCGGGGAAACAAAGAUAUGAGAAAAUGAUCAGCGGCAUGUACCUCGGUGAAAUCGUGCGGAACAUCCUCAUCGACAUGACCAAAAAAGGAUUCCUGUUCAGAGGACAGAUUUCUGAAACACUAAAGACCAGAAGCAUCUUUGAAACAAAGUUCCUGUCACAGAUAGAAAGUGACAGAUUGGCUUUGCUGCAGGUGCGAUCAAUCCUGCAACACUUGGGCCUGGACAGCACCUGUGAUGACAGUAUCAUAGUCAAAGAGGUUUGUGGAACAGUGUCACGUCGUGCAGCUCAGCUAUGUGGCGCAGGAAUGGCGGCAGUGGUCGAUAAGAUUAGAGAGAACCGUGGACUGGACCAUUUGGACGUCACCGUAGGGGUAGACGGGACCCUGUACAAAUUACAUCCACACUUCUCCCUGAUCAUGCACCAGACGGUUAAAGAACUGGCUCCAAACUGUAAUGUCAAGUUCUUGCUGUCAGAGGAUGGAAGUGGAAAAGGAGCUGCACUCAUCACAGCCGUGGGCUGCCGGCUAAGACAGGAGCUGAACAGCAAAUAGAACAUUUUCUGCAUCUCACUGUUAACUCAUCCCCUCUCCUGCCCCAGUUCUCAACCAUUGUCUCCUUUCCUCCUAAAUCAAACAAGACCAGUCGACAUAUCACGCUCCGGUAGCUGCUUUAGUCCGUCUACGUGAGGCAGAGAAAAGGAGAGGUUUUCUCUCUGUUGUGGUUAGAUUUAUUAACAGCACCCAGUCUCUUAAGGAUAUUGCAAGUUUGCAAUUUCUGUGGAUAAAACACGCACAAGUAACCCUUUGUCUUUUUUUUUAAUGCAGGACAGUCGCAUGCCUGUAAACCCCCUUUGUCUCCAUCUGGAGGAAUUCUCUGGUAACUGCAUUCUGUUAUAAGUUGCAGGUCAGCACACCAGUUGCAGAGAAACAUCGCAGAUUGAUUCUUUUAACUUGUUCAGUAGAAACAAAAACAUAAAAACGCUCUUUUAGACCAAAGUCUGUGUGUCUGCUGUAGAUUACGCGCGUAUGUACAGGAAAGCAUGAAAGGGAUGCGAUAUAUAAAUGUGUACUGAGAUGAAAGGGAAUCUUUUUUUUCUCUUCUUUUCUUUUCUUUAUUUUAUUUUAUUUUAUUGCUUUUUUUUGGUAUUUGAUAUCUUACCCACAUAUAAAACAAUGUUAUAAAUACAUUGUUGUUAUUUAUUGUAUUUUUAUAUAUCGGGAGAUGUUGAAGAAAAAUGUUACUGUUGCAAAAUAUGAUGCACACAUAAGAAGCCAGCGAAGAAGUUCCCUCACAUGGUACCUGUCCUGUAUUUAUGUGCUCAAGCAUGACAGAAGAGGGACUUCUGCAGUGGCAGAUUUAGAGAACCAAGUGAUGCUCAAAGUCAACGCCCACACGUCUUUUAGCAUUUAAAGUUCAUUCCAUCCUGUUCUUUGUUCUGUUUAUGUUUCCUAAAAACAUUUCUCCUCUGGUCCUCUCCGGCCCACCUGCAGUUGCUCCCUGCUCCACGGUUUGAGAACCACUGGUCUUAUCUAAGAGAGCAGUAUCUUUUUAUUGUCUGUAGUGUAAACUAUGUGUCCUGUUGUUGGUACCGGUCAAAGCUGCUGUUAGUGUGUUCAUUUCUUAAGAAGUCCUGGCUAACCUCAUCACCAUGAUGAUACCUUAACAGCUAUUUGAUUAUGAAACAGAAAUGUGGUGCUAACACGGAUGCCAGGGGAAUAACAACAGCAGCCAUAGUGUGUAUAAACUCACAUGAACAUUACAGAACUUUUAAAAGAGUUUUAAAAUGUUGGCCAAUAAUAAAAGCACGUACUCUACUCGCCCCUUUAAUAUCACCAUGUGCUCCUAAAAGCUCAGGAGGAAAGCUAAGGUAACUACUGUCAGGCUCAUUCAUGUAGCAUAACUUAUGCAAAUUGAUAUUUAUUUUCAUUGUGUUAAAAGCAAAAGGGGAAAAAAAAGUCUCAAAGUUACGACGGCUUAGAUUCAUUAUGAAGCAAUUAAAGAGCACAAGAAGAAAAUAUUCUAUUGUAAGAUCAGUGGUGCCCGUGGAGGACGGGAUAUGGUUGAGAUGCCACCUUUUUAAAUAUUCAAAUGAAUACCAGCUGAGCUAAAAGAAUGUCCUUUCCUACCUUUUAGUCAUAUUGUAUGAUUAAAGAAGUCAGGUAGCUCCUUUACUCUGCCUUCAGAUUGACCCCAGAAUGUCCAGUCGCACACAAACGCUUGAAUCUGUGUGAUUCUGCUAAUAAAGGAUGUAUCUGUCCCACAUCGCCAAUCAGUCACUUAAUAAAGUCAAACCUGUGUAAACAUGA